UGAUUGCAGAAAUGUCACCAAAAAAUGCAAUCUUUAUAAGAAAGUAUCAUCACAGAGCAAUUGAUCAGUAUGUCUAUGGUUAUUCUGUAUGACUACAUUCAAGGAAGUAAUUUGUCCUCGAAGUUUGCAUUGUAAAAACAAGCUGCCAGUGCUCUUCAGACCGAAACUAUGACAACUAAAAAAAUAGCAGUUAUUGGAGCAGGCCCUACAGGCCUCUGUGCAGUAAAAUGUCUUUUGGAAGAAGGCAUGAAACCGGUCUGUUUUGAAAAAACAAAUCACAUUGGAGGACUCUGGAGCUAUCACGAUGAGGAUAUCGAAGGACUGGCAUCAGUAAUGAAAACCACUGUCAUCAACAGCAGUAAAGAAAUGACUGCUAUGAGCGAUUUUCCUCCUCCAGAGGAUGCACCGAAUUAUAUGCACAAUAAGCAAAUUCAUAAAUUACUUAAAAUAUAUGCAGAGACAUUUGAUGUUGAAAAAUAUGUUCACUUUCAUAAGGAAGUAGUUGAGGUGUACCUUAGCAGCAGGAGAGAAACAUGGGUUUUGCCUCGAGUGGGCCCAAAAGGUUUUCCACUGGACGUGGCUUUGACUAGCCGUUUCACGAAUAUGCUCAUGCACAUAGUUCCUUACUUUCUGUUUUGUUGGUUUUGCGAGAAAGUUUUAAAUUACAGCUUUGAUCAUGAAAUUUACAGUCUUAAACCUAAGCACAGAAUUUGGAGCCAACAUCCUACAAUCAGCGAUACACUUCCACUCAGAAUUCUUACUGGAAGAGUUUUGGUAAGAAAAAACAUUCGAGAAUUCGUUGAAAAUGGCGUCAUUUUUGAGGAUGAAGUCGACGUAACGGAAUGCGAUUCAGUAAUUCUAGCAACAGGUUACAGAAUUAAGUUCCCUUUCCUUAAUGAAAGAUUGACAACUAUAAAGAAUAACGAAGUGCACCUAUAUAAAUAUAUCUACCCACCACAUUUGAAACAUCCCACUUUAGCCAUUGUAGGCUUAAUUCAGUCUGUUGGAGGAGGGUUCCCUGUUAGUGAGGCACAGUCCCGAUGGAUAUCUUUAGUUUUCAAGGAUAAAAUGAGCUUGCCUUCAAGGGAAGAAAUGGAGUUUGACAUUAUGCGUAAAAAGAAAUUCAAUGAAAAACGAUACGUUAAAUCUGAAAGACAUACAAUUCAAGUGGACUACAUAGAUUAUUUAGAUGAAAUUUACACCAUGAUCGGAGCAAAGCCAAACUUAUUUAAGAUGUUUUUUACCGAUCCUGUAUUAUUGUUUACCUUAUUCUUUGGACCUUCAUUACCUUAUCAGUACAGGCUACAAGGACCUCACUCUUGGCCAGGCGCAAGAAAAGCUAUACUGGAAUGGAAAAAAAGAGUGGUUAAACCUCUUAAAAGGGACUACAAUUCAAAGAGAUGUUUAGCCGAGCUUAAUGUUCUUAAAUACGUUUUGAUUGUGUUCCUAGUUUGUGCUCUUCUUUACUUGGGCAUUGGACUUGUCGUAAAAACAGAAAUUUAAAUGCAUGCUUUAUAAUAAGAGUAUCUUUGGCUUAUAAAAAUAUUUUAGUUUGUAACUGGUAAAUUCACAAUGCGUAUGUUUAUAUUUGUUCCGAUUUUGUUAUUUUUCAAUUGCUUGGUUUAUCUCAAAAGUGCUUAUAUCUCUGUCUAUAUAUAUAAUAAAUUAUUUACUAAUGGA
Stegodyphus dumicola is the source of this 1680-nucleotide messenger RNA. RefSeq names its product flavin-containing monooxygenase 5-like. Lineage: Eukaryota; Metazoa; Arthropoda; Arachnida; Araneae; Eresidae. Gene Ontology annotation, molecular function: flavin adenine dinucleotide binding; NADP binding; N,N-dimethylaniline monooxygenase activity. The record is from RefSeq and is a predicted model, not a curated record.